Molecule: messenger RNA, 7818 nt
Organism: Paralichthys olivaceus (Japanese flounder)
Lineage: Eukaryota; Metazoa; Chordata; Actinopteri; Pleuronectiformes; Paralichthyidae
Source: RefSeq, a predicted model, not a curated record
UGUGUCGCUCCCUGUCGGCGAAGUUCGUUUUCCCAUGAUGCCUCAGUGGUUGCUCUCUAACUCGCGCCCUCGGUCCAUCUUACCUCUCCGCAGUCUCCCUCCGCCCGCGCGCCCACCGUGUUGUUGUGGUAAAUAAUGGCGGCAUCGGGAGGAGGAUUACCAUCUCCCGCUACCGCAGCGGGCUCAAACAUCCAACACCCGGCCCGGGCUCGCUUCCCAGGCCGGCCGUGGGCGGCUCGCAGCAGGCUGCGGUCGGAGAAGCGCACCAGACGCGGAAGGCUGGGCUCGGAUGACGGGGAGCUGGCUGUCGAAGGGCCGAGGCCCGUGAACAUCGGGCUCGCGUUGAGCGAGGAUCCGUCCCUGCUGCGCCUGCUCGGGGUGGCGGAGAAGCACAGGCGGCAGAGAGAUGCGGGCUUCGAGUCCAGCAGCUGCAGCGAGGAGGAGGACGAUUUCCCUGGAUUUGGGACCUCUACAGUUUGUCCUAAGAAAACGUCUGGCACUGUUCCUCGGCCUUCGUCACUCCGCCAAGCAAAGUCUUCCCGUGCUUCGGAACAUUCCCCAGGAACAAAAUAUCUUGAUGGAAAAAUUACACCCAAGACCCCAAAACCAGCUCUGAUUGGGAAAAUUGUACCGAGGCUUCACAAAGAAGGCCAGGGUGUCAAAGAGAGCCCAGUAGAAGACAAACAAAUACCCAAGAUGAUAAUUAAAGUGCAUAGCAAGCAGUUAGUACUCCCCACAAAAGCCAAACAUAUAGAUGAGCGGGCCUCAGGCAGCCAGAGUAGUACACGAUCAACUGUCUUUACAAGGAAAGCAGCAGGAAAAGGCGAGUCAGGCAGAAUGCACAACCAAACAUCUGGUGGCGUCACGGCAAAAGAAGAAGAAGAAGAAGAAGAAGAGGAGGUUUCAGAGGACUCGGACUCAGACCAGUCCCAGCCACACAGCUCUCUGAAACCACUUGGGCACACCAGAGGCACAUCUCAAGCAGUUGCUCUGUCAUUUACAUCUUUCCACAGACGGCAGAGGAAGAGAAUUGUUAAGAGUACUGGUGCCUCUCCGGAGGCUGGAGCCGAGGCUGGUGCUCAGAGUGGAGAGGAGGCAGCAAUGCCCCUUGAGUGUAAAGCUGAAGAUUCCCCAAAAAAACGAAUUCACAAAAGAGCGCAGAGAAAGUCUUUGUAUGGGUACAAGAGAAAGCCACCGCCAACCAUCAGACGACCGAAACUGGGUCGUACUCGCACUAGGCGUGUUUUUUACACAUAUGUACCAGAGGCCAUUCCAGCCACAACGACGGAGGACGAGAACAAGGAGCAGCUGCAAGAACAUAAUAUCACACAAUCAGAAGGUGAACACAGCUCGUUUUCUGAACAAGUCCAGCAGGGCUCCAACUCCUCCACUCCUUUGAUGAGCGUACGGUCCUCUCGUGUUAUUAAAACUCCAAAGAGGUUCUUGGAUGAGGAAAUGAUUCCUUUUCCAAAGGGCCCUUUUUCAACAUUGCUGAAGAGUCAGCAGAGAGAGGACGGAAAACCAAGUGCAUCACCUCAUGAGUCAGGUUAUGAUGGCAACUCACUACUGUCAGACAGUGACUCUUUAUCCAUUUACAACAGCCCGUCUGCUGAGAUGAAGUUUUCUCCGAAGCCCAGUUCAGGCACGAGCCACGUAGAGAUUUACAAGAACCUCAAAAAACUGACCUUGAAACUGGCAGAGAAAAAGAGAGGCCAGUGUGACACUCCGGAGGAUCAUAUGUAUCACAGCGAAGGCUUGAGCUCUCAUGUCAAGAAGAGGCGGAGGUCAAAGCUCAUGAUGGAAGAGCUGGAUAUGGACUCUCCUGGUGUUGUGAGGAAACUUGCAGUGGUGGUGAACACUGAUGCGGAGAAGCCCUCUCAAAUGCCGUUUGAAGAGAGUGGAAGCAAUAAUCAAGCAGUAGGCAUGACGGGGGAGGUUCAGGAGACUUUAGAAGUCAGUGGGCCCAGCCAUCGAAUAGGUCUCAGUGGAGCUAAUAAGAGGAUGCUCCACCUGCUGAAGAAAGCCAAAGUCCAGCUCAUCAAGAUUGAUCAGCAGAAGCAGCUCAAGUUGUCUCAGUUGGGCUCCAGAGAAUUGCAGGGGCCAGUGAGUGGAAGAAGGAGGAGAAAAGUUGGUACAUCUCCUCAAGAUACUAGUCCUCAGGAGCAGCCACUGGGUGGUCCAAGGAUCAAACACGUCUGUCGGGCAGCAGCGGUGGCUUUGGGGCAGCCCCGCGCCAUGGUGCCAGAUGAUAUUCCCAGACUGAGCGCCCUGCCACUGCACGAGAGAGAGGGCAUCACCUUCUCUCCCGCAACAGAAGAUGUGGCAGAUGAUGACGAUGACGUCUCUGAUCAUGGCAGGGCUCAGUGGGUUGUCUCACAGGAAAACAUCCAGCGCAGGAGGAUGGGAAAGGGGAGGGGCCACAAGUUUAGAAAGAGGAGGAUAAUGAGACGAUUUGGAGGCGUGGGGUCCCGCUCCCGGCGCUGCAGGCGUUGCAAAGGCUGUCUGAUAGAGGUGGACUGCGCCAAGUGUGUCAACUGCCUGGAUAAGCCCAAAUUUGGAGGGCCCAACACCAAGAGGCAGUGCUGCAUAUACAGAAAGUGUGACCAGAUUGUGAAAGCGAAGAUUCAACGCGUUGUCAGACCACUGAAAGGCCAUGAGAGGCGGAUGUCAGGCUCUAUGUCGAGCAGUGACACCGGGAACUGGGAGUUUGGAGUAGAAGGCGAGGGUCCGUCGUCAGUGACCCCUGGAAUCAGAAAACAGUCCCUGCGUAACAUCACACCGCGCUCCUACAGCAGCCUGCUUAAAUCCGAAUCUGAAGAAGAGGAGGGAAUAGAAGAAAAGGGUGACGAGGAUAAAUCAACAGCCAAGGCAAAUGUAGCUGCUGCUGCGAGCAACCAAGAUCUUGCUAAUCAAGACUGGAGAUCAGUGUCGGAUGAACCUGCACCUGAGGUGGUGAAGCAUCGCCGGCUGUUCUCCAGAGGAGUCGGGAGCAGACCCAGAGCAAACAAGAAUCCUGCAGAGUGUGCAUCAGUGAACACCCUGACGGGGUUAACUAAUGGACUUCCCCAUAAGGGCCUGUUGCAGAACAAGCACAAGAUCCACGUGGACUUCAAGGAGGACUGCGCUGUUCAGAAUGUGUGGCUCAUGGGCGGCCUCAGUGUCCUCACAUCUGUGCCGACCACUCCACAACCUGUCUGUCUGCUCUGCGCCAGUAAAGGGCGACAUGAGUUGAUCUUCUGCCAGAUCUGCUGUGAGCCUUUCCACAGUUUCUGCCUCUCACCGGAGGAGCGCCCCCAGGGGGAGAACAAGGAGAACUGGUGCUGCAGGCGGUGCAAAUUUUGUCACGUUUGCGGGCGAAAAAGCAAAAGCACGAAGCCUGUGUUGCAGUGCAAAAGAUGCCAAACCUCCUACCAUCCUUCCUGUUUGGGACCAACAUACCCUAAACCUAUGAACUGCAGCUUGCCAUGGGUGUGCAUGACAUGCAUUCGGUGUAAAAGCUGCGGUGUGACUCCUGGAAAGUCCUGGGACUUGUCCUGGAACCAUGAGCAGGAUCUGUGCCCCGACUGCACUUCUCUCCACAAUAAAGGUAAUUUUUGUACGGUCUGCCACAAGUGCUACAACGACAGCAGCCAACACGCACAGAUGAUUCAGUGUUCAGAAUGCAGCCACUGGAUUCAUUACAAAUGUGAAGGACUUUCGGAGGAGCUGUGUGGUUUGCUGUCGAGCCAACCAGAGGAGAUGGAUUUCACUUGUUCACCCUGCAGCCAGCACCAGAGUGAACACAGCUGCUUGAAGGAGGAGCUGCAGAUCAGGCUGAUCGCCGGGCUUGAGAUGGUGCUCACUGACCUCCUCUCCAAUGAUACCACCAAGCACCUACUUAUCUGUGAAGCGUGUCGGAAAACAAACGACUCAGGGUUUUUUAGGGAACAGCGACCAGUCUGUGAUCUGCAAGUGAUGGAGAAGAAGUUUGAAGAGGGAGGGUACACCUCAAUAAAAGCGUUCCAUACAGAUGUCAUCUCUGUGAUGAGGAGGCGGCUGAAGGAGGAAGAGCUUUUCCCUGAGGAUCAGAGGCCAACUACUCAGGCUGAGGCACACUAUGUCAAAUUGUUGGAGCAGAUUUUCACUUGGUUUCCUUCACCUAUUCUAAAGACAUGGAACUUAUUCUCUGAUGAAUUUCCAAGUGGCAUGCUCCCUGAGGCCGUCCUUCCACCAUCUAAGGAGCACAGCUAUGCACAGUGGCUGGAGAGGACAUACCAGCUCGAGGAGUCCAGGGGCCCACCAGUGGGAAAAUCUGACUCUCUGCUAUCCUCACUCACUACACAGCAGUGUGGUGCAUCCCACAGCCUCCCUCUGCAUUCACAUGGUGUAAAGGUGAAAUCUAUCAGGACUGGAGAUGUGAGGCAGUGUGCACUGUGCCAACAAUAUGGAGACUCUGCUCCUGCAGAUGCGGGACGGCUGUUAUACUUGGGGCAGAAUGAAUGGGCGCACAUUAACUGCUGCCUUUGGUCUGCAGAGGUGUAUGAGGACAACGGUGCUCUUUUGCAAGUGCACAGUGCUGUCUCAAGAGGGCGCCACCUGCGCUGUGAUCGCUGUGGACAGUCAGGGGCGACUGUGGGCUGCUGUCUCGCCACCUGCCAGAGUAAUUUCCAUUUCAUGUGUGCUCGUGCCCAGAGCUGUGUGUUUCAGCAGGACAGGAAGAUGUACUGCUGCAAACACAGGGAUCUUGUCAGUGCAAAGGUGGUUUCUGGGGAAGGGUUUGAAGUCCCUCGACGGGUGUACGUAGACUUUGAGGGGAUUACAUUCAGAAGAAAGUUCCUCACGGGCCUAGAGCCAGAAACCAUAAACAUGACCAUAGGCUCUUUGCAGAUUCAGAAACUUGGUGUGUUGACAGAGCUGUCCUCUAAUGGGAGAAUGCUGUAUCCUGUCGGCUAUCAAUGUUCUCGGUUGUACUGGAGCACUGUGGACCCCCGCAGGCGCUGUAAGUACACCUGUAAGGUGACAGAAGUGAGCACUCCUCUCCCCGGUGAGGAACAGGAUCUGAGAUGGGACAAGGAGGAGAAUCACACCAUCGUCCACAGUCCCAAACACCACAGAGAUAUGGAGUCUCCAGAUCAUUUGAGCUCCUCUUCCAGCCCGAUAAAGUCCACUACCCCAUCACCCAACUCUAAAGUGCACAACACACCUGGGUCCAAAAGUCCUGGUUAUACACAGACCAGAAGACCAGCAGGAGGAUCAUCCCGACCUCUCCCAUCACCAGGAUCCGCUCCCCCCAAAUCUCAUCACAUCCUGACACUGAGGGAUCUGGAGGAAACCCGUCGGCCUCGCAGACUCUCAUCGAGAAGCCGCUGUAGCUCCUCCCCAACAGACAGUGAUCCAACUGUUCCGAUGACUCUCCGCUCAGGGGGCACUGUCCAUUCCAGAUGUGCACUGUUCAAUUCCCCACCAAGGUCAUCAAGUGCUGCACCUGUCUCACCUCCUCUGUCACAACAAAACUCCACAUCACCUGUAUGGAGCUCCCCGCCUAGAUCCAACUCCAGCAUCACUACAGGGAUGUCACCUCGGCAAGCAGUCAUCACGCACUCCCCCAAAGGGAGACAGAGCUUUAAAAUCACCACUCCGGUCUCUGCGGAGGUUCCCCAUGACUUCCUGGCAUCGUCCGAGGCAGAAGACGCAGCCGUGGCCACAACCAACGGGAUCUCACUCGCCCCUGAAAACUUGGAAGAGGAAGUUGCCAGCCUGAUGUCCCAGGAGCUGCCUUAUACUGUGUUCGACACUGACACAGAGGUGGCAGUGGCCUCCAUGCUGAAUGCGAAGCUUGAGUUCGAUGAAGCUCUGCUCACGGAGAAUGUGGUGCUUCACUGCGGAGCACACGGCGGUAGAGGAGAGGUGGAAGGUGCAGUGCAGGAUGUGGAAAUGCAGGAACAGAAUCAGGAGAAUGACUCUGAAGAUGAAGACUCAAGCCAUUACUUAAAGUUUUCUCGUACUGUGGUGUGUGAAGCAGCGAGUGGCUCCGAUGCCUCUGGUCAGCUCCCCUCAGCACAGUCGAUCUCACAGUUGGAUGGAGCAGACAGCGGGUCAGAGAGCGAUGAAAGUGAAGUGAGCAGCGAUGAAGCGCCGGACACUAAAAUCCACACCAAUAAUAAAAAUACACCAACUAAACAGCUGACCAUUGCUCUCAAGAGGCUGGAGUCGAUUUACACUGUGUCACACUCGACAGUCCAACAAGCAACAACUCAGCCAGAGAUUCAAGAAAACCUACCACCGUCUGCACUUCUCGAGUCAGAUUACGCAGAGGAUGACACUUCGCUUCAGGAGGAAGAGGUCCCCAUGAGCUCAGAUAUGCUAGCAUCUCAAAAUGAGGUGUUUUUGGAUUCAACUACAGGCCAUUUUAUUUCUGCUGACGACGGCUCUAUAGUUUACCCAAGUACCAUUGAAGAAGAUAAAGAGGACACUACCUCAUCAGCUGACUCAGUUGAAGGAUAUAAAGAUGAUUUAAACGACCCCGACUACUCGCCAGAAUCUACAACCAAAAAAUCUCCUAUAAUGAUGAAAACCUUCGUUAUGAAGACAAAACAUCCCACACCACACCUCAAACACUUCUCGCCAAAACCAUGUCUGCAGCCAGAGCAUAAUUUCAAACUUCUGUUGCCCCAUCAGGCAGAAAGUAAUGUGUCUGUUUCACCUGCUGCUGCCACUUUGUGUGCAGUCCCACGCACAGUCACAUCUCCCAUUAUGAUCAAUGGUUUAAAUGCUUUACCUGUGCAGCCUGGUGCCAAACAUAGAACCUUCGCCAUCCGCCUAAACAACUCCAGACCGGGAAGUCAGCAGCAGCAGGCAGGGACUGCCAGUCAGGCUGCAGCUUCUAACUCCUCCUCGACCCCGGCCGCAGCUCCUGUCCCUCAAGUCUUGCUGGUCAACCGCCAAGGACAGAUUCUCGUCAAAGACCCGAAAUCAAACACUUACCAGUCUCUCGAUUCAAAUUCUCCUGCUUACGCUAAGAUAAGCCAGAUAGCCAAGCUUCUCCACAGUCGUAACACUUUGCAGCGCUCUGUCCCUCGUGUUAUCAUAAAGCCUCGCUCCAACCUCUCUGCCACAAACGCCCCUCCUGCCAGUAACCACACACCAACAACAACCGAGAGAAAAAUCAUCGUCAGAGUGAUGCCUGUGAAAAACAGCGGGGCUCCCACAGCUCCUGUUAGAGUGCACAAUGCUCCUGAUACUAGUUUCUCCAACAUGGAAGAAAGCACAGCUCAGGCCAUCAUCGACAGAGCCAUGGCGACGCACCGCGACUCGUCAAGGACAAAACCAAACAUACUCAGUCACAUUCGGCAGCCAAAGGCUAGAGUGUCCCAGUUUCAGGACGCAGAGAACUCGGAUCAGUCUCCAGCUGCACGCUCAGAGUCUCCCAGUGGUUUAAUCUGUGAACCAAAUUUGAACUUGCAACCAAAAGCUGCCUCAUCACGCCACCAGGAGAAAGUUAAGAGAGUCUUAACAACUGAAAAGCCCUCAAAGAAGAAAUCCAAGAUUGACUUCUUGAUGGAUACAGCAAGUGAGCUGGAUAAGGUUAAUGAAGCCAGCAGAUUGAGUGGUGUGAGAAUAAAAGCUCCGAGCACGAAAGACGUUUUCGAUCUAGAUCAGGAGAACACUUCUGAGCUGCUGAGAAUCCCUGCUCCACCUCUGCCCCAACCCUCUAGACAAUCUCAGGUUGAGAGUUCAUCCACACAAACCAACACACAGAGCGACGAGAGUAAAACACACAUGUGGGUCAGCGCUCGCCAUUGUGACCUGUCUGAAUGGGGCCCUUAUACAGGUUUGUGA